Messenger RNA from Paramormyrops kingsleyae, 2403 nucleotides. RefSeq names its product protein only RNase P catalytic subunit (gene prorp). Gene Ontology annotation, cellular component: mitochondrial ribonuclease P complex; mitochondrion. Lineage: Eukaryota; Metazoa; Chordata; Actinopteri; Osteoglossiformes; Mormyridae. Gene Ontology annotation, biological process: mitochondrial tRNA 5'-end processing; tRNA 5'-leader removal. Gene Ontology annotation, molecular function: protein binding; ribonuclease P activity. The record is from RefSeq and is a predicted model, not a curated record.
AAUCGUCAUCAAAUGCGGACACCUAGACAUGCCAAUGUGACGUUGCCUGAUGAAAACUGCUCUGUUUAUCCGAGUUUAAAACGUGGGUUUGGACCGCUUUGCGGAGUCUUUAGAUUGAAUGAUUAAAUAGUUCAAAAAGCACUUCGUGAGUAGUGACCGAUCUUCAUUUUUAUUUCGUGUUUUAAUAAAUCAGGCAGUUCCUUACAUCUUUAAACGAUAUGUCUGUGUAGCCCAUGUCAUACGUUUUGCUUCAUUUUUAUUGGGUUGUACUUAAAUAUUGAGUGAAGUAGAAGUUUAUAAUUGCUGAUCUUGUGUGCGAAUGUAUUCCAAAAUCUAGUUGUUGGUUUGUUGUUUUGGUGACUAGUUUUUAUGUCACACACGCGACCAGUGACUAGAUGCUAUAUGAAGCUUAAGGGCUGUAUACGAUUGCGUCUGGACCUUAAUUUAAAUAAAAGCCUUCCCGCUUUUCUGUGAAGGACCUCGACUUGUUUUAAGUUUAGUCAUCCUCAGUAGUCUAGACCUGUGCCGUUUGUUUUUUUAAUUGACCUCACUCGGAUGAGACAAUGUCCUCCUUGCUCUUCCCGUUCGUGAAAGUCAACUUAAAACAAAUCUCACCACUCUCCGUUUUAAGACCGUGGCGAAGUAUUUUUCUUAAGAGCCUGCACCCGUAUUUAAAAUCUGCUGAACUGGCAAAUCUGCGUCUAGAAUCAACUAAAGAAGGUAGCAGGUACGCUGCACACAAGAAGAAAGCAGCUCAGAAAGACUCGAGGCGCAAUGAGCGGCAGCCUUUCUCCAGGUCCGUAUUUGCGGCCGGGACGGCCAGCAGGACAGCUGAGUUCAUGAGGAGGAAAUCAGGGGAGGACAUGGUAGAUCAGCCUGUGGCUACCAGCAAGGGCCCCAGUCAUGCUGAAGUUCCAGAUUGUCCUCUUACGGUGACAGAGUGGGCCAGUCUCAAACAGAAUUCCCUCCGUCCUCAUCAGUUUGAGGUUCAGAUGAUGAAGAGAAUGGUGGCUGCUAGAUCUAGCAUUGAUAUUGCUAAGUCCUUGCUAACAUACGUAGCUGUGGAGACCGGGACUUUGAACUAUGAGUUGCUGUUGAAGUACCUGACCCUGUGUGUACAUGGUAACUACUAUUCGGAGGUAUUCGACCUUUAUGAAAUCAUGAAGAGCCACUUCAAGACUCUUGACCCUGGAGCGUACAGCCUCUUCAUCAAGGUGUUCAGUACCACAGACCGCUGGAGGGAGUCAUUUACCAUGCUGGAGUCUCUUAGUAAGACCAUGACCCCCUCUCCGCGUAACUAUGGCGACGUCAUCGCUGGGGCCCUGCAGCACGGUGACAGCACCACGGCCUGGGCGUUGUAUGACAGACUCCUGGAACAGGGCCUGAGCCCCAAUCAGGACACGUGGCAGGCUUUGUUCAAGAGCAGCUGUUCCGAGCACAGCCAUAACGAGCGGCUGCGGGACAUCCUGCUCUUCAUGAGGGACAAUCAGCUGUAUCCGGGGGAGCCGCUGGCCCAGUGCAUCAGUUCCUGGUUUGAGAGUCUUCCAGCUGACAACUGGACGGGAAGCUGGACCACUGCGGGACCGAGUGGUACAUGCCAGUGCUGUGGGGCAGCCCUGGAGUCCAUCAGGCUGAGUGAGGAAGAGUAUGGGCUGCUGAAGGACCGCGUGAUGCGGGAUGUCAUCAUGGGACGUGACGUCUUCACCAAAACUACUCCUCAGGAGCUGGAUAGAUUCCGGAAGUUUGUGGAGAGUGUCCCGGCCUUUGACGUGGUCCUCGAUGGCCUCAACGUGGCCAAUACGUUUGGCAAGGGGAAGCAAUCGGAGACGCUGCUGGCCGUGGCGACGGAGCUGGAGAAGCAGGGCCUGAACAUCCUGGUCCUGGGCAGGAGUCACAUGCGGCGUCACAGCCACAGCUGGGACAGAGAUCACAUGACCCGCGUACAGCAGGUGGCCCACUGCUUCUUCACCGACGACAUAUCCGAGGACGACCCCUUCCUCCUCUAUGCCGCCCUUCACUCUGGGAACCACUGCAUGUUCGUUAGCCGCGACCUGAUGCGGGACCACAAGGCCUGCUUGGCAGAUGGCACCACUCGCUGCCUCUUUUUCAAGUGGCAGCGGGGGCACCAGCUGGUCGUUCACGGCUACGCACCCGGCAGGCGGAUUCGCUUCCAGAGAAUACAGAGUUACGACACCAUUUUGCAGACGGAUGGGGCUUCCUGGCAUAUACCCUACGACCCCCAAGGGCAGGACCGGUGCUCCUACGAGGUGCCCACUACCUGGCUGUGUUUAAGGAGAGCGGGAAGACCGACAAGGCCAACAGAAGCAUCCUGACACUGCUCCCUGCGUCACACCUUAGUGUACACAGCACUUGUCAGUGACAAUAAAAGCAAACCUAACCAUA